CGGCUCCGCAGCGAUGGCGGCCCCGCUGGCGGCUCCCGCCGGGGCCGGGGGGGCGCAGGGCGGGCGCGGGCCGGCGCUGCGGGAAGGGGCGCGGGUGUCCGCGCUCUGCCUCGCCUGGUACGGGCUCAGCGCCGGCGGCAACGUGGUCAACAAGCUGCUGCUCGGCGGCUUCCCCCGGCCCGUCACCGUGUCGCUGUUCCACAUCCUGGGGCUCUGCGGGCUCCUGCCGCCGCUGCUCCGCGCAUGGAGGGUCCCGCCCGCCGGCCCCGCGCAGCUGCCGCCCCGCGCCUACCCGCGCUACAUCCUCCCGCUCGCCUUCGGGAAGUAUUUCGCCUCCGUGUCCGCGCACGUCUCGCUCUGGAGGGUCCCGGUGUCCUACGCGCACACGGUGAAAGCCACGAUGCCGAUUUGGGUGGUUCUCCUCUCGCGGAUCAUCAUGAAGGAGAAGCAGACGACGAAGGUGUACCUGUCUCUGAUCCCCAUAAUCACCGGGGUCCUCUUGGCCACCGUCACGGAGCUUUCCUUUGACAUGUGGGGACUCAUCAGUGCACUUGCUGCUACCCUGUGCUUUUCCCUUCAGAACAUCUUCUCAAAGAAGGUGUUAAGAGAUUCCCGGAUCCAUCACCUUCGGUUGCUGAACAUCCUCGGGUGCCACGCUGUGUUCUUCAUGAUCCCAACGUGGGUUCUGGUAGAUCUUUCUUCCUUCCUAGUGGAGAAUGACUUGAGCUCCAUGUCUCAUUGGUCCUGGACCUUGAUGCUGCUCGUAAUCAGUGGCUUCUGUAACUUUGCCCAGAACGUCAUUGCCUUCAGUAUCCUCAACCUGAUCAGCCCCCUCAGCUACUCGGUGGCCAACGCCACGAAGAGGAUCAUGGUGAUCACCGUGUCCCUCAUCAUGCUGCGCAACCCCGUCACGAGCACCAACGUGCUGGGGAUGAUGACGGCCAUCCUGGGGGUCUUCUUGUACAACAAGACAAAAUACGACGCAAACCAAGAAGCAAAGAAGCAGCUGCUUCCGGUCACCACCGGAGACCUCGUGAACCUGGAACGGCACCGGAACCCUCCUGAGAAGUCCCCGAACGGACUGGCGGGGUUUGCCCAGCACGGGGACUUCCAGUACGGCCGCGGCAACGUCCUCAGCAACGUCCUCCCAGAGCACCUCCAGUACGGGCGGCAGAGCUACCCCGGCACCUACAGCCCCAGCCGCUUCGACAUCUAGAGCCUGGCACGCAGGGACAGCUGUGGGAUCGCAGCGUCCCCAGCACAGACUGUCAGUACCCCUGUGAACGUCACAGAGCCAUUGACCGUGCCGGUUUGGCAGCAGGGCAGGUGUGUGUGUGUGUGUAGGGGAGCGGCACAGACCUGCGGCUGCUGCUGGGCAGAGCUUUAAACGUGGAGCAGCCAGAGCUGAGACUGAAAGCAGACCUUGUGCGGGGAUCCCCGUGAGGUGCUCGUGUGUCACUGCACAGUGGGACGUCUGUCGCUGCUCCUCUCAGAGUCUGCCAGCUGGUUAUUCUCUUGGCAGCUGAAUUCUGGCCAGUAUCUUGUUCCCACGCUGGUAACGUCACCUUUAAUUUGUCCUCUGAUAACGUUUUAACGAUACUUUUAAUGAAGCUUUCAGCAAGAAGUGGAAGUGAAGCAGAUUUCUGGUUAUCAGGAUUUGUCUGAGGAGGAUUGCCUGAGGUGUGUCAGUUUGCAGGCAAGUAACCCUGAGCUCAUCUCGAGCAUCCUUGGAACUCCACGUGGGUGUUCACUGCUCUUGUGCCUCUGCCUUCGGUCCUGGAGGACAAACCAGAAGUGUUUCUGAAGGAGCAGCCAGUGGAAGGAUUGAUCUCUGCCAGGAUGGGGCUUCAGGCACAGAGAAACAUCCACAUCACUGUUGUCCCAGUCACUGUAAGAGAACAACCAAGCCAAGCUUAAAUUAACAGUUGUUUCUGAAUCAUGUCAGUCCUGUAACUUCAGACAUUGCUCUUCCUUGGCCAUGCAGGAAACUCCUGCACAAAUAAAGUGUUUGGAAUAAUAUGAUUUUAUUUUUUGACUUGCUUCACACCUGUUCUUCCAAAACCCUUUUGUUGCUUUAGGGGUUGAGAGACAUAAGGUGUUUUGUUCUCAGUUUUAUGCAUGAAAUAUGCUGUCUUAUACGAUUCAUAUCUCAUGAAUGCAUUGAUUUGAAUAAUCAUCAUUCUUAAUUGUU
Molecule: messenger RNA, 2191 nt
Organism: Myiozetetes cayanensis
Lineage: Eukaryota; Metazoa; Chordata; Aves; Passeriformes; Tyrannidae
Gene: SLC35E1
Product: solute carrier family 35 member E1
Exons: 6
Coding region: 14-1216 (400 amino acids)
Cellular component (GO): Golgi apparatus
Molecular function (GO): antiporter activity
Source: RefSeq, a predicted model, not a curated record